Molecule: messenger RNA, 6195 nt
Organism: Saitoella complicata NRRL Y-17804
Lineage: Eukaryota; Fungi; Ascomycota; Saitoellomycetes; Saitoellales; Saitoellaceae
Gene: FAS1
Product: fatty acid synthase subunit beta dehydratase
Exons: 1
Coding region: 1-6195 (2064 amino acids)
Biological process (GO): long-chain fatty acid biosynthetic process
Cellular component (GO): fatty acid synthase complex
Molecular function (GO): [acyl-carrier-protein] S-malonyltransferase activity; [acyl-carrier-protein] S-acetyltransferase activity; enoyl-[acyl-carrier-protein] reductase (NADH) activity
Source: RefSeq, a predicted model, not a curated record
AUGGAGACCGGCUUCGCGACCCCACACGUCCAGACGACUCCUCGUCCGCUCACCCUCCAGCACGGUUCCCUUGAGCACACCGUUUUGAUCCCCAACACCUCCUUCCUUCUCGCUACGCAGCUUCGCGACUCCUUUCACUCUACUCUUCCUACGCCUACUGAGGGAUUUGACCUCGUGGAGGAGCCUUCAAGCGUGACUGAGCUCGUUGCUAGGUUUUUGGGACACGUUGCAGCGGCAGCUAAGCAAGAGAGCGGCGUUUAUGAGGAGGUUCUUCGAACUGUUUUGGCCGAGUUUGAGGCAAGAUUUUUGAACGGAAAUGAGGUUCACGCCGUUGCGACCACGCUUCCUGGCGAUGCGGAGAAGCACCGCUUGGUGAUCAAGAACUACUACCUCGCCCGCACCCUUCUUUCCAAAACCAUCAAGCCUCACCCGGCUGCGCUCUUCCGCAACAACACCUCCAAUAUCUACGCUGUUUUCGGUGGACAGGGUAACAUUGAGGAAUAUUUCGAUGAGUUGCGCGACACCUACGACCUCUACGGUGCUCUGGUAUCUGAGUUUGUUGAGUUCAUGGCCGCUGUAUUGGGCAAGUUGGCCAGAGAUCCUAAGGCGGCUGGCGUUUACUCUAAGGGUAUGGACGUCAUGACUUGGUUGAACGACGCCGAGUCUACCCCCGAACUGGACUACAUGGUCUCGGCACCUGUGUCGUUGCCUUUGAUCGGUGUUACUCAGCUUGCACACUACGCCGUUGCAUGCAAGAUCCUCGGCCGUAACCCCGGAGAGUUCAAGGACUACUUGUCCGGUACCUCCGGUCACUCCCAGGGUAUCAUCACCGCUGUUGCUGUCGCUCGCUCCAGCUCAUGGGAGAGCUUCUACAAGGAGUGUGCGGUUGCCGUUACCAUGCUCUUCUGGAUCGGUUGCCGUGCUCAGCAAACUUAUCCCACUACUGCCCUGCCACCAUCGGCUUUGCAGGAUUCCCUUGGCGCCGGAGAGGGUACCCCUACUCCUAUGUUAUCCAUCCGUGACUUGCGCGUCAAGGACGUUCAGGCCCACAUCGAUGCCACUAACCAGCAUCUUCCCGAGGACCGUCACAUCGCCAUCGCCCUCAUCAACGGCCCCAGAAACGUUGUCGUCACCGGUCCCCCUCAGUCUUUGUACGGUUUGAAUUUGAGGUUGCGCAAGGUUAAAGCUCCUGCUGGCUUGGAGCAAGGCCGUGUGCCCUACUCUGAGAGGAAGCAGCGCUUCGUUAACAGGUUCUUGCCAAUCUCCGUUCCCUUCCACAGCAAGUACCUCCAGGGCUCCUGCGAGGAGACCAUCUUGUCUGACCUCCAGGGUCUUGACUUCGAGGGCGACAUGACCAUCCCCGUCUACCACACCGGGUCCGGCGCUGACUUGCGUGAGUUUAAGGAUGUCAAGAGGGAGUUGGUUGAAAUGAUCUGUCACCAGGUCGUUAACUGGGAAACCGCUACCAAGUUCCCCGGUGCUAAGGCUAUCAUUGACUUCGGUCCUGGUGGUAUGUCUGGUUUGGGUGCCUUGACUCACCGCAACAAGGAUGGAACCGGUGUCCGUGUCAUCUUGGCUGGUGCUCUCGAGGGUAACAACGCCGAGAUGGGCUUCAAGCCCGAGCUCUUCGACCGCUCCGAGCAGGCUGUCAAGGUUGCUGUUGACUGGCUUAAGGAGUACCAGCCCCGUCUCGUCAAGAACAAGGCUGGCCGUAUCUACGUCGACACACCUUUCUCCCGCUUGUUGGGUAAGCCUCCCGUGAUGGUGGCCGGUAUGACCCCCUCCACCGUUCCUGCUAGCUUCAUCUCUGCUACCAUGAACGCUGGUUACCACAUCGAGUUGGCUGGAGGUGGUUACUACAGCCCCGCUGCCAUGACCGCUGCCGUCAAGGAGAUCGAGGACAACACCCCUCCCGGCUCUGGUAUCACCAUCAACAUCAUCUACAUCAACCCUAGAACUUACCAGUGGCAAAUGCCCCUCGUCAAGACCCUCCGUGACUCCGGAUACAGGAUCGAGGGUGUUACGGUCGCUGCUGGUAUUCCCUCCAUUGAGAUCGCCAACGACCUCGUUGCCACUCUUGGCUUGAAGCACAUCUCCUUCAAGCCCGGAUCUGCCGAUGCCAUCCAACAGGUUAUCAACAUUGCCAAGGCCAACCCCCACUUCCCUAUCAUCAUGCAGUGGACUGGUGGUCGUGCCGGUGGACACCACUCCUUCGAGGACUUCCACGCUCCUAUGUUGAGCAUGUACUCCGCUGUUCGUCGUUGCCCCAACAUCGUCCUCGUUGCCGGUUCCGGUUUCGGUGGCGCUGACGACACCUUGCCUUACUUGACUGGUCAGUGGGCUCUCGACUACAACCACCCUCCCAUGCCCUUCGAUGGUGUCUUGUUCGCUUCCCGUGUCAUGACUGCUAUGGAGGCCAAGACCUCUACUGGUGCUAAGCAGGCCAUCGUUGACGCUCCUGGUCUCGUUGACUCCGAGUGGGAGAAGACCUACAAGGGUCCCGCUGGUGGUGUUAUCACUGUCCGUUCCGAGUUGGGCGAGCCUAUUCACAAGUUGGCUACCCGCGGAAUCGUCUUCUGGAAGGAGAUGGACGACACUAUCUUCAACUUGCCCAAGGAGAAGCGUGUCGCUGCCCUCAAGGUUAAGAAGGACUACAUCAUCAAGAAGCUUAACGCUGAUUACCAGAAGGUUUGGUUCGGUCGCUCUGAGGCCGAUAACCAGCCUUGUGACUUGGAGGACAUGACCUAUGCUGAGGUUGUCCGCCGCAUGGUUGAGCUCAUGUACGUCAAACACCAGGGCCGCUGGAUUGACAAAUCUCACCGCAACUUGACCGGUGACUUCUUGCGUCGUGUUGAGGAGCGUUUCACCCACGAGGAGGGUAAGCCUUCUUUCUUGCAGAGCUUUGAGGCUUUGAACCAGCCCUUCGAGGUUGUCGACAAGUUCUUCGAGGCUUACCCUGAGGCUAAGUCUCAGUUGAUGAACACUCAGGAUUGCCAGCACUUCUUGACCCUCUCCCAGAGGCGCGGUCAGAAGCCCGUUCCGUUCAUCCCGAUUUUGGACGAGAACUUCGAGGUUUGGUUCAAGAAGGACUCCUUGUGGCAGUCUGAGGAUUUGGAGGCUGUUGUCGACCAGGACAUUGGCCGUAUCGCUGUCUUGCAGGGUCCUAUGGCCGUCAAGUGGGCCAGCAAGGUCGACGAGCCUAUCGCCGAGAUCUUGGACGGUGUUCACGACGGUCACAUCAAGAGCUUGAAGGAGCUCUACUACAACAACGAUGAGUCUAAGAUCCCAACCGUUGAGUACUUCGGUGGUGCUGUCAUCGAGGAGGUUGAGCAGGAGCUUAACGACUUCUUCACUACCAAGGAGGAGGCUGGUAAGACCAUCUACAACCUCUCCGCUUCUUCGACCAACGGUGCUCUCCCUGAGGCCAAGAAGUGGCUCGAGCUCCUUUCUGGCCCCUCUUACUCUUGGCGCCGUGCUUUGCUCACCUCUGAUGUCUUCGUCCAGGGUACCAAGAUUCAGGAGAACCCCAUGAAGCGCAUUUUCGGCCCUCGUUACGGUCAGCAGGUCCAGGUCGCCGAUGACUGUAUCGUCGUUUCUGAGCUUCGCAACGGUGAGCUCGUUCCCGCUGCUGAGGCAAAGCGUGACGGUGACAACAUCUCUGUUGUCAUGUAUGAGAACCGCACCAUCGACGGUCAGGUUGCUGAGUUGAAGUUCCUCUUCACCUACCACCCUGAGGUCGGCUACGCCCCUAUCCACGAAGUUAUGGAGGGUCGCAACGACAGGAUCAAGGAGUUCUACUGGCGUCUUUGGUUCGGUCAGGAGAAGUUCGACAUUGACUCCAAGGUCACUGACGUUUUCGAGGGUGGAAAGGCUACUGUCCAGGCUGAGGCUAUCAAGGAGUUCUGCCACGUCGUCGGCAACCAGUCAGAGACUUACGUCGCUCGACCUGGCAAGACCGUCCAGGCCCCUAUGGACUUUGCCAUCGUUGUCGGAUGGAAGGCUAUCACCAAGGCCAUCUUCCCCAAGGCCAUUGACGGUGACUUGUUGAAGCUCGUUCACUUGUCGAACGGUUUCCGCAUGAUUCCAGGUGCUCAGCCUCUCAAGGCUGGUGAUGAGGUUGAGACUAACGCUACCAUCAACGCUGUUAUCAACAACGAGUCUGGUAAGCUUGUCGAGGUCACUGGCACCAUUACCCGUGCCGGUGAGCCCGUCAUGGAGGUCGUUACUCAGUUCUUGUACCGUGGUGUCUUCAACGACUUCGAGAACACCUUCCAGCGUACUACUGAGAAGCCUAUGGAAAUCACCAUCUCCUCCACCAAGGACUUGGCUGUCUUGCAGUCCAAGGAGUGGUUCCACCUUGAGGACGACCACGAGUUGUUGGGUCAGACCCUUACUUUCCGUUUGAACUCUUUGGUCAGGUUCAAGAACAAGACUGUUUUCAGCCAUGUUGAGACCAAGGGUCAGGUUUACUUGCAGUUGCCUACCAAGGAGGUCAUCCAGGUUGCCUCUGUUGAGUACGAGGCUGGUGUCUCACACGGAAACCCCGUUAUCGACUACCUCCAGCGUCACGGUCGCCCUAUUGAGCAGCCCGUUGCCUUCGAAAACGGAGGAUACUCCGUCACUCCUUCUCCGGAUGUGCUCAGCUCCCUCUCCGUUGCUCCUCCCAGCAACUCUCCCUACGCCCAGAUCUCUUCCGACUACAACCCCAUCCACGUCAACCCCUACUUCGCCAAGUACGCUCUCUUGCCUGGAACCAUCACUCACGGUAUGUGGUCUUCCGCAAGCUGCCGUCGCUUCGUCGAGACCUUCGCCGCCGAGAACCGUCCCGAGCGUGUCAGCUACUACGAGGUCAAGUUCUUGGGUAUGGUCCUUCCCAACACUCGUUUGGAGACUAAGUUGUCUCACACUGGUAUGAUGAACGGUCGCAAGAUCAUUAAGGUUGAGACCUUCAACCAGGAAACUCAGGAGAAGGUUCUCGAGGGUGUUGCUGAGGUUGACCAGGCUAAGACCGCCUACGUCUGUACUGGUCAGGGUUCUCAGGAGCAGGGUAUGGGUAUGGAGCUUUACGAUGCUUCUCCCGUCGCCCGUGCCAUCUGGGAUCGUGCCGAUGCUCACUUCUUAGCCAACUACGGUUUCUCUAUUCUUAACAUUGUCAGGAAUAACCCUAAGGAGUUCACCGUUCACUUUGGUGGACCUAAGGGUAAGGCCAUCCGUCAGAACUACAUGUCCAUGGUCUACGACACUGUUGAGGCUGAUGGUACUACCAAGUCCCUUCCUAUCUUCAAGGGUAUCGACGAGAACACCUCCUUCUACACCUUCCAGCACCCCACUGGUUUGUUGUCCGCGACUCAGUUCACUCAGCCUGCCCUUACCUUGAUGGAGAAGGCUGCUUUCGAGGACAUGAAGGACAAGGGUUUGGUGCAGCAGGGCUGCUCCUUCGCCGGUCACUCUCUGGGAGAGUACUCUGCCUUGGCUUGUAUCGGCGACGUUCUUCCCAUCGAGUCUUUGAUCGAUGUCGUCUUCUACCGUGGUAUGACCAUGCAGGUUGCUGUCGCUCGUGAUGCUGAAGGUCGCUCUGAGUACGGGAUGUGCGCUGUUAACCCUAGCAGGAUUUCGAAGACUCUUAAUGAGACUGCUUUGCGUUUCAUCGUCGACCACAUCUCUUCCCAGACUGGUCGCUUGCUUGAGAUCGUCAACUUCAACGUUGAGAACCAGCAGUACGUUGCCGCUGGUGAGCUCUUGGCCCUUGACACGUUGGCGAACGUUCUCAACGUCUUGAAAAUGCAGAAGAUUGACUUGGACAAGUUGAUGGAGCAGUUGUCCAUUGAGGAUGUCAAGAAGCACCUCUCUGAGAUUGUUGCCGAGUGUGCGAAGAAGUCUGAGGAGAAGAAGGCCAAGAACGGUGGUGUCAUGAAGCCGGAGCGUGGUUUCGCCACCAUCCCUCUUCCUGGUAUCGAUGUUCCUUUCCACUCCUCUUUCUUGCGCAAUGGUGUGAAGCCUUUCCGCGGUUUCUUGGGCAAGAAGAUUUUGCGUACUCGCAUUGACCCAUCGAACCUCGUUGGCAAGUACAUUCCUAAUGUUACUGCCAAGCCGUUCCAGAUCUCUAAGGAGUACUUUGAGGAGGUAUACAAGCUUACCGGAUCGCCUAAAUUGGGUGCGAUCUUGAAGGACUGGGAGAAGUAUGAGAACGCUUAA